UGUGCAUACACACACACACAUACUAAAAUAUUCCAACUGGCCCGCCUGCAGCCGUGGUUAUUGGCCGUCCGAUCUGGUGCAGCUCAUGCUAUUCUUGCUGAUUCAUCACCAUGCCGGGGCCUGUGCCACGAGUCCGGCAUGGCCGCAUAGGAGGACUCAAGGCAUUGCCGCCCAGGAAGCGUGCUCCAGCAAAGCAAGCUCCAGCCACCAAGACAUGUCCGAACAAGGAAUGCGGCAGUACUAGAUUCAGCGAAGACGACGGCAAAGUCGUCUGUCUCGAUUGUUAUACCGAAAUCGCCGAGAACAACAUCGUUGCGGAAAUUACCUUUGAAGAAAAUGCUGGUGGCCGAGCGACUGUCCAAGGUGGCACCGUCAAUGACAACUCUCGCCACGCCAAAACUCUGGGAUCAGGUGCAUAUCGCAAAGUGGGAGGCGGCGAACGCAACUCCUUGGCUGAUGUACAGAAUGCCGGACGAAAGGCCCUCGAACAGCUAUGUCCCAAACUCGGCAUCCUUCCCCAGGUCCAGGUGCAAGCGGAACAGAUAUGGGUGCUCGCGGCCAAUAUCAACUUCUCCGCUGGUCGGAGAACGGACGAAGUUGUUGCUGCCUGCCUCUAUGCAGCUUGUCGACGCCGGAAGGAUAAUAAGGUUCUCCUUAUGGAUAUCGCCGAGCUUCUACAAAUCAACGUGUUCAGACUCGGGGAAGUCUAUAAAGACAUGUGUCGAGAAUUGUACCUGGCCGACGAGAACGUGGGCACGCAACAUAUGGUCGAAUUGGAGCCGCUCAUCUAUAAGUACUGCGACAAGCUACAAUUUGCAGAGAAGACGAAAGAUGUCGCAGCGGAUGCACUCAAGAUCAUUCGGAGAAUGAACCGCGACUGGAUAGUGUCUGGUCGUCACCCAGCAGGCCUUUGUGGGGCUUGUAUCAUUUUAGCUGCUCGCAUGAACAAUUUCCAACGCACGGUGCGCGAAGUCGUGUUCGUCUCCAAAGUGGCAGAUGUCACAAUCGCCAAACGCGUUGAAGAGUUCAGGCGCACCAAGGCUUCUGGCUUGUCAGUGGAUAACUUUCGAAAAUAUGCCAACAAAAUCGUGCACCAGCACGACCCUCCUUCUUUCCACAAUGGUGACUACAAUGCUCAGAAGUUUGCCCGAGCCAAGGCUCGCCGAAAGGCACACAUGGAAAUGCUGGAGUUGCGUGCUUCACAGAUGCGAUCGCCCUCUGCGGCGGAUAUCGUUAUCCCAGAUGAUAUGAGUGAAACCUCAUCGAGGCUCUCUUCCAUUGAGCCGGGCACGCCAGGGCCGACGGAGCCGGUGCCGGGGGUUCAGCACGUGCCAGAUGUGGCCCCUAUGGCAGUUCCUGCGUCGCAAGGGACGGAUAAUGCACAGCAGAGUGACGCUGCAGUCAACGACAGCCCACAAGAAACCUCGCCGCCUGCCCAAGAAGGUGAUGCUUCGCUCGUAACAACUGCACAGCAUAGUGCCAAGCGGAAACGGAACGCAAAUGUAGUAAGCUCGUCAGCAACACCCGAACCCGAGACUGCUGGUGAAGCUGGCUCUCCAAAGCGUCCACGUCUUGAGGGCUCUGAUCCACCUGAAUCGCAAACCCAACAAUCCCGUCGCGUCGAUGCGGAUGGUUUUGCCAUCCCUGAAAUACCAGUACGAAGGACAGGCAGGGAGGUGCCCCCCGAGGAAACGGCUGCUCCAGUAAAGCGUGGGCGUGGUCGACCAAAGAAGGACCCGCUCCAGGCACCGGAAAUCGAGAUCUCGCAAGAGGAAUUGGCAGAAGAAGAUUAUCUCGAAACCCAGAUCGAGGAGGCUCUCCAGGCUCGCGAAGUUCAAGAAGUGCAAAGUGAAGUAGAGAAACUCAAGGAGGCAGAGCGCAUAGAGGCAGAGCGAAUGCGAGCAGCGGCGAUGGCCGAAGCUCAAGAGAAGUUUGACACGGAGAAGGGAAGACAAGAGCGGCUUGCUCGUGGCGUGGAUUACUUUGGCCAAGCCCCGGAUUGGACCCCUGGUGUGAUACUCACCGCUGCCGAGCUCGAGGCGGAAUUCGAGAACGAUCCCGAGGUCAAUAAUUGCAUACUUUCCGCAACGGAGAUGAAGAUCAAGGAGCAGAUCUGGGUAGCGCAUAAUGAAGAUUGGCUGCGCAAACAAGCCGAGAAGGAACUCCUCGCAAAAGUGGAAGGAGCCAAUGGAAGCAAAAAGAGAAAAGAUGGUAAAGGGCAUAAAGGCCGCGGCAAAAAACGCGGCACACUGGGAGACGGUUCGGUUCUAACUGAAAGCUCGACCCCGAUCGAGACGCCUGCCGACGGCGUCAAAGCCAUGCUGGAGAAGCGUGCACCCAUGAAAUCUCAACAUGUAGACUUCUCUGCCCUGCAGCGUAUCUACGGACGAGAAACUCCUUCGCGCGCCAGCUCUGCCACACCAGGCGACAGCAGCGGCGCCCAAAGCCCCGUCACCCGAGCAGCAUCUGCUGCGCCCACGGAAACUCAUGAUGAUGAUGAUGAUGAAGAGGCGGCGGCGGCGGCGGCGGCGGCGGUGGCAGCAGCUUCACCAACGGAUGAAAUUGUCGCGCACGAGAACCCUGCACGAUACGUUCAACCCGCGACUUGGCUAAACAUGGACGAGGAAGGCCCCACCGCAGACGUCGGAGGAGAAGAAGAAGAUGAUGAGUUCGAGGAGGACGACGAACAGACCUUGUUGAACUUGGCUGCGCAAGGAGAUGAUGAGUUUGGUGCGAUUUAUGACGAAGCUUAUGAUGGCUCUGGCGACGAGUAUGAUUGAAAAGUUUCGCCUUUCUUUCUUGCCUGAAUCCUUGAAGUCGAGUAUUCAAAAUAGGUAGGCUAUGCAAAGUAGGGUAGACGGGGCAAUUGUAAGGUAUCUUACCUACCUACCUACCUACUAAGUCUCGUUCGUCGAAGGAUUCAAAAUCAUGU
Sphaerulina musiva SO2202 is the source of this 2932-nucleotide messenger RNA. RefSeq lists its product as uncharacterized. Lineage: Eukaryota; Fungi; Ascomycota; Dothideomycetes; Mycosphaerellales; Mycosphaerellaceae. The record is from RefSeq and is a predicted model, not a curated record. Gene Ontology annotation, cellular component: nucleus; transcription factor TFIIIB complex; transcription preinitiation complex. Gene Ontology annotation, molecular function: TBP-class protein binding; RNA polymerase III type 3 promoter sequence-specific DNA binding; RNA polymerase III general transcription initiation factor activity. The coding region runs from base 111 to 2780 and encodes 889 amino acids. The transcript has a single exon. Gene Ontology annotation, biological process: DNA-templated transcription initiation; regulation of DNA-templated transcription; transcription by RNA polymerase III.